AUGACCCAAACAAUGCAGUCCCAAGCGUCAACAGCGACCGAAGGAUUCGAACUCCCGCGGUGGCGCGGCCGUGGAAAACAGUCCAAUGCCACCCACAACAUCAUCCGCCAGCCCUCGGUCGAGACCCAAGAGAGCCCGAUACCUCAAUUCUCACCAGCUCCGAAAUCAGAUCGUACCACAACCAUGACAACAGGCAUCGCCCCGUCACGCACCCGCCACGCCGUCUUCUUCACACGGUCCAUCCUCUUUUCCGACCUCACUAUCACCUCCACUACCGACCCCUCAAUUCGCUACCACGCCUCCACCCACGAAUGGAACUUCACCCUCCCAGACAUCAUCCUCUACGCCUCCACAACAUCCUCCCAGAAAGCCACCCUCCUCGCCGCUGCCCACUUCCGCUUCUCCCGGCACGCGCGCAUGGGCUUUCUCGCCUCUCCUGCAGCCUCCAACGACAUGGGGUUGAGCGCACUAAACGGCAAAGAUGCCCACGACGGUCUCGUCUCCUGGGAGGAAUGUCGCAACGUGAGCGGCUUCUGCGGUUACUGGAUGUAUGACUUCACCGUUCCUUGCCCGCCUACAGCACUGCAUCCGACUGGUAGGCGGAAACUCAGACUGAGCCGCACGCGCAAGGAGGUCGAUGGGGUAAGGGGAUGGCUGGGGUGGGCGAGUUUCCGGAAUUAUCGCAUUCUAGAUCGGGAGAGAAUCGAGGAGAGCGGUGCUGAGAAUUGUGAGAGUGACGUAGGUGUGUUCCUGAGUGAUGACCUGAGGAGCUUGACCAAGGUUGGGGAGUUGAGAUUGUACGAGGAUCUGGGAGAAGAGGUGAUUAGGGGAAUUGUGAUGGCGUUAGCGAUUGUGCUCGAGAAGGCAACAAGACGUGCCAGAAGGAGAGGAGGCGGCGGUGGUGGUGACGGAAGUGGAUGA
This is a messenger RNA of Cyphellophora attinorum, 921 nucleotides long. RefSeq lists its product as uncharacterized. The record is from RefSeq and is a predicted model, not a curated record. Bases 1 to 921 code for a protein of 306 amino acids. The transcript has a single exon. Lineage: Eukaryota; Fungi; Ascomycota; Eurotiomycetes; Chaetothyriales; Cyphellophoraceae.